Messenger RNA from Conger conger (European conger), 1980 nucleotides. RefSeq lists its product as uncharacterized. Gene Ontology annotation, biological process: T cell activation; positive regulation of ERK1 and ERK2 cascade; interleukin-15-mediated signaling pathway. Lineage: Eukaryota; Metazoa; Chordata; Actinopteri; Anguilliformes; Congridae. Gene Ontology annotation, molecular function: MHC class II protein binding; protein tyrosine kinase binding. Bases 62 to 1666 code for a protein of 534 amino acids. The transcript has 10 exons. Gene Ontology annotation, cellular component: membrane raft; external side of plasma membrane. The record is from RefSeq and is a predicted model, not a curated record.
UCUUCUGCUUAGUAAUGCAGCAGUGCAGUGUAGUGUGGUAGUUAAUUAGGGAGCGGGUACAAUGGUGAAGGGCUCUGGUUCUGUGGGACUCACACACCAGUGUGUGCCUAUAUGGAUUUUAUUUUUCUGCCACAUGAUUUCAGCUGAAGUUUUGAAAAGCAGUAUCUAUUUCACGGAGGACAAAUGGAAAACACAAAUUGUGCAAGCUCCUGCACUGACCAAUGGGACUGAAUUCAGCUGGGAGUGGAAGCCACACCACGGUGGGCAGAAUAGCACGCAGCUAGCGACAGUGACAAUGCCUUCACAACGGUUUUCAUGGAAACGGGCAUGUGCAUUUUGGAAAGAGGCUCCUUUUGAUCUUGGCAUGUACAAAGUAUUCCUGAAUGCCGGGGUUUUCUCUUUCAAACAAACAAAACCAGCGGUGGCUCUGCUUGCGCGAUUUGAGGUCUUUGCAGUGAGACUCAGCCCAUUUCCAGAAGUCCAAGUGGGCCUUGAUGUGAGCAGUAGAUGUGAGAUCUCCCGUCUUCCAAAGUCUGUCAUACUGCAGUGGGAGAGGAAAGGAGAUCCCAGAGUGAACACCACGCGGCUCUACAACAACAGCGCUUACAUCAUCAUCCACAACGCCAAUCUGCAGUGCAAUGGGGAGUACACCUGCUCUGUGAGGAAGGACAAUGGAAGGCUUAUAGUUCAUGCUAUCAGCACAUUAAGAGUCACUAAAUACACAUACGGAAAACACAGCACUCUCUACAGAAGUAGCUACAACAGCAAUGAAGUAGAGCUGACCUGUCAGAGCACGAGAGAAUACCAGACAGCCAAGUGGUCAUGGGAACAACCUGCAAAGGCACUGGAAACACUGGCUUCAGCUGACAAGGACAAGUCUGUUCAAAUCGAGCGGAAGACUGAUCGACGCAGGUUCUCGUUUUCAGCUUUCAAUGGAAAGCACUUCUCCCUGCGCAUUGCUCCAGUGAUGUUUGAAGACAGUGGGCUAUACACCUGUCAUUUUGAACAUUACAAUUUUGCACAGGUGACUCUGUUUCUCACCCCUGUGGUUGACUGGUUCUCAGUCUCAGUGGAACCCCCUGGUGGCGUGUUCAGGCAUGAGCCAGCGGUGCUGACCUGCGAGGUCUCGGAUGUGACUGAGAGGCUGACCCUGGUCUGGCUGAGGAUGGAGGGGCACAGAGGUGUUCUGGUCAAACAGGAGGUCCUGGAGAUGAGCGAAUCUGUGGGCAGCCUGAGUCUGACCCUGCCUGGGCUGACUGGAGAUCAGCUGCACUGGGAGUGUGCCGUCUUCACAGAGAGCAUGCUCAGAGCACGGGCCCCUGUGCACCUCACUCUGCAAGCAGGGAACAUGGCCUUGAUCGUGGCGGUGUGUGUUGGUGUCGCGAUGCUGACCAGUGCACUGCUGCUUUUUUACUACAGGAGGAGAACAGCUGCAGCUCUGGGUGCUUCACCAGGAACAGGGAACGACACCAGCAUCCCAUUGGAUGCCAUCUCCUCUGAAGUCACAGACCUACUGGAUAAGGGAGAUAAAGCAGUUGGAACAGAGGUCCUGUAUUCCUCAGUUAUACUGGGAGUUCCCAGCUCAGAUCAGAGGAAAAGGUUCCCUGCAACAGCCUCUGAAAGACAGAGUGAAAAUGUGGUGUAUUCAGUCUUCAACAUAACAUAAGGCCCGAGUCUGCCUUCCCCAUUUCAACAGUUCAAAGACCGGACUGUAUCUCAGUCUUCAGCGUUCUAUUACACUUGUAAAUAUUUCAUAAAUGUUAUAAUCCAAUUAAAAAAGUGUAAAAUGUUUCAUUUGUGAAUGUAUAUUUUCAGUGAAAUGUGUAAUAGUGUAAUACGUCCUCUGUAAAUACUGUAUACAAGUAAUUCUUUUUUCCAAAGUAUUACAUUUUUUCAAUGGAUUUUAAACAUAUAUUCACCUUUUUUAUUAAUUUCAUACAAAGUGUAACUUAAUAAACUAAUAAAGUGACAUCCAAAAUA